CCUCCCGCCCCGAGUUCCCAUUGCUUCCCCUCCUGCUUAAGCCCCCCUUCCGCCUGCAUUCAUCAUCAUGGCCACCAACUCGCUGUACAACAUCUACCGGCUGGCCGUGCCCACCGCGAUCGGCAUGUCGCUCGUCGGCUCUUCCAUCUACGAUGUCCGUGGUGGUACCCGCGCUAUCAUCUUCGACCGUUUGUCCGGUGUGCAGGAGAAGGUCAUGAGCGAGGGCACCCAUUUUCUCAUCCCUUGGCUGCAGCGGGCCAUUAUCUAUGAUGUCCGCACCAAGCCUCGCAACAUCUCCACCACCACCGGUAGUAAGGACUUGCAGAUGGUCAGCUUGACGCUGCGUGUGCUGCACCGUCCCGAUGUCCCGAAGCUGCCGGCCAUCUACCAGUCCUACGGUAUCGACUACGAUGAGCGUGUGCUGCCCUCCAUCGGAAACGAAGUCCUCAAGGCCAUCGUCGCCCAGUUCGAUGCCGCCGAGCUGAUCACCCAGCGUGAAGCCGUCUCCAACCGCAUCCGCACCGACCUCAUGAAGAGAGCCGCGCAGUUCAACAUCGCCCUGGAAGACGUCUCCAUCACCCACAUGACCUUCGGAAAGGAGUUCACGCGUGCCGUCGAGCAGAAGCAGAUCGCCCAGCAGGACGCGGAGCGGGCCCGGUUCAUUGUCGAGAGGGCCGAGCAGGAACGUCAGGCCAAUGUCAUCCGCGCCGAGGGUGAAGCCGAGAGUGCCGAUAUCAUCAGCAAGGCCGUGGCCAAGGCGGGCAGUGGUCUGAUCGAGAUCCGUCGUAUUGACGCCAGCAAGGAGAUCGCGACAACGCUGGCCACCAACCCCAACGUCACAUAUCUGCCCGGCAAUGAUGGCAAGGAAGGCGGAAAGAGCACCAGCCUUCUGCUGGGCUUGAGGAACUAAACAGCUUCAUGUGAUACAUGGAGCUAUGUGUAUUCUUUCUUUCUCUUUGCAACUGGACGGAUCUCGGGCGUGCAUGAUCACCGUGGCGAAUUAAUGUCGUUUGGUCUUUUUAUCUCUUAUCGACUGUAGCAAUAGCAUACCCUCUCCCAUUCAAGUCCUUGUGACAGUGCGUCCAACCGUGGUAUCAUUCAAGCAGCAGUCAUCAUCAUAAACAUACCCUAAUUCACAC
Aspergillus ibericus CBS 121593 is the source of this 1139-nucleotide messenger RNA. It is a transcript of the gene phb1, whose product is annotated as prohibitin subunit PHB1. The coding region runs from base 68 to 910 and encodes 280 amino acids. Lineage: Eukaryota; Fungi; Ascomycota; Eurotiomycetes; Eurotiales; Aspergillaceae. Gene Ontology annotation, cellular component: membrane; mitochondrion. The record is from RefSeq and is a predicted model, not a curated record. The transcript has 2 exons. Gene Ontology annotation, biological process: mitochondrion organization.